GACUAGGGCGAAGAAACCCUUAGCAAUUAUUUUCCACCUCUGGUCUUGUGGAAAAAAUUAACCGAAGAAACAUCACAUCCACGAACCACUAGCCAAUCUAUCCAUCCAUCCAUCUAAGCAAGACUUCAACACCCAUUUUUCAGCGAUACCACAUACAAAUCGCAAUCAUGGGUAAAGGAAAGCCUCGUGGACUUAACGCAGCCCGCAAGCUGCGACUGCACCGAAAGGAGCAGAAGUGGGCCGAUCUCGGAUACAAGAAGCGCGCUCUCGGUACCGCUUUCAAGUCCUCGCCGUUCGGUGGUUCCUCUCACGCCAAGGGUAUCGUCCUCGAGAAGGUCGGUGUCGAAGCCAAGCAGCCCAACUCUGCUAUCCGAAAGUGUGUCCGUGUCCAACUCAUCAAGAACGGAAAGAAGGUUACUGCUUUCGUCCCCAAUGACGGUUGCUUGAACUUCGUGGACGAGAACGACGAAGUCCUGCUUGCUGGUUUCGGUCGCAAGGGCAAGGCCAAGGGUGAUAUUCCCGGUGUGCGAUUCAAGGUCGUCAAGGUUUCCGGUGUCGGUCUGCUAGCUCUAUGGAAGGAGAAGAAGGAGAAGCCGAGAUCAUAGACGUUUGGUCGGGGACGAAGGAAAUUAAGGAAAAUGUGCAACGCGAGAAGGUUCAUUGGGCAUGCGGAGUCGAUACGGCUUGCUUUGUUUCAUCACGGCAUCAUAGGUUCGGGCCUUGAUACUCAUUCACAGGCAGACGAGAUCCACAAAUAGAGAUUCUGCGUCGCCAAAGCAA
Daldinia loculata is the source of this 780-nucleotide messenger RNA. Its product is annotated as 40S ribosomal protein S23. Bases 168 to 605 code for a protein of 145 amino acids. The record is from RefSeq and is a predicted model, not a curated record. The transcript is spliced from 3 exons. NCBI's taxonomy places the organism in Eukaryota, Fungi, Ascomycota, Sordariomycetes, Xylariales, Hypoxylaceae. Gene Ontology annotation, molecular function: structural constituent of ribosome. Gene Ontology annotation, cellular component: ribosome; cytosolic small ribosomal subunit. Gene Ontology annotation, biological process: translation.